Messenger RNA from Adelges cooleyi (spruce gall adelgid), 1339 nucleotides. RefSeq names its product p21-activated protein kinase-interacting protein 1-like. The coding region runs from base 154 to 1290 and encodes 378 amino acids. Gene Ontology annotation, molecular function: protein binding. The record is from RefSeq and is a predicted model, not a curated record. Lineage: Eukaryota; Metazoa; Arthropoda; Insecta; Hemiptera; Adelgidae. The transcript has 6 exons.
AGUAAGCACAUGAUUCCUGAUAGUCAAUACUGAAUUCGAAUGUUGUUGUGAACAUGCUUCAACUAAAUUUAAAUUUACUAAAGAAAAUAAACGUGCUUUAAUUUUAAAUACAUUCUAUUUAAUUGAGUUACUUAUAAUUUCACGCGCAAUAUAAUGGAUGUUUUUGAAAUUAUACUUGGUUGUUACGAAUCGUUUGUCAUAGGAGUAAAAUGCCGCGUUAAAAAUGAGAAGUCAAAAGAAUUGGAACUCGUUCAAUCGUUUAAUGAUCACGUACAUCAAGCCAGUAUUCGAGCCGUAUCAUGCUCAUCAAAAUAUAUGGUAUCCAGUAGUACAGACGAGACUAUUGAAGUAUAUAAUAUGGUCAAGCGCUGCCACAUACAUACUAUUUUGCAGCAUACUGGCACGGUAACGUCAUUGUCUUUUACUCCUGACGAAUCUCAUUUAAUUAGCACUAGCGAUGAUGGUUCAAUUGCAAUAUAUGAAACAGGGACUUGGAAAAUAAAAAAACUUUGGGAUAAAGCACACAAAGGAUCAGGUGUAUCUUGCUUAGCUGUACACCCAAGUGGAAAAUUAGCUUUAUCUGUUGGUAAAGACAAAACUUUAAGAACUUGGAAUUUAGUUAAAGGUAGACCGGCAUAUACGACCAAUCAUUCAAGUUUGGGCGCAUAUUAUUUUUUUGAAAGAAUCAUAUGGUCUCCCAUCGGACAGUUUUAUGCUUUGCCUCUCAAUACGAAACUGAUUAUUUACAGUGUAGAAACGGCAGGCAUUGCUUUUACAAUUGAAUGUGAUCAGAAAGUUCAUGGAAUCACGUUUUUGUCGGAACAUUUAGUUUGUUUUGGUACAGAAAACGGAUCUAUUAAAUGUUAUGAUAUAAUUAAUAAAGAACUUGUAUGGAACAUGAAAAUAGGAGAUGUAAGAGUCAAAUGUUUGAGUAAAGUCGAUGAAUGGCUUAUAACUGCACUUAGUGAUGGUCAUAUUACGUUAUGGGAUCUGAAGAGCGAUGAAGAACCUGUUAAAAAUUGUUCCAUUUUUUUGGAUUGUAGAGUCACUUGUAUGACCUCCAGCAAGUCUCCAAGCAAAAAAGAAGAUGUUAAGAGUGAAUCCGAAGAAGAAAUUGAAGAUAAACCAGAAGUCAUAGUGGUUGGUGUGAAAAAACCAGAAACUUUACAAAAAGUUAAACGAAAAAGUGUAUCUAAUGGCAAUCAAAAGAAAAAAUUAAAAUCUAGUAUUCAAAUUAAAAAAAAAGCUGUAUCACAAAAAUGGAAUGUUAGCAAUGAAUUUGACAAUUAAUUUACUUAUUAAGUAUUUAAGUUUCUAAUAAAACGUUUUUAAAAAAUGA